UUGACCUUAAUCUAUGCACAUCUCAGAUUGAAAGAAGAAUUGAGAAAUAUCAACCAACAGUGGCCUUCGUUUUCAAACAAUGAGGUAGAAAUUAUUUUCAGAAGAAAAGAUUUGGAGUAUAAGUUUCUACCUGUUUUGCAAGACGUUGUUGAAGGUUUGAUAAUAGAAAAAUUUAGUGUUGAAGACUUAAAGAAAUUUUUAGCAUCUGACAGUUGUAGUUCACCAAAAAGCAACAGACAAUCACCAGAGGGGGAUUUGUUUUCGCUUGAUAUAUCAGCAAUACCUGAUCCAGAUGCCUGCUCUUCCAUUCCUAAGUACGAAACAAGUUUUUCAGAAAUUCUGCAGCCAGAAAACCAAAAAGAUAAGAAUGAAAAACCAAAAAUUGCUAAAAGUUGCUUCAAUUGCUCCGAAGACCAUCACUUGGGUGAAUGUCCUUAUAUGAUAGAUUACAAAAAAGUGGCUGCCGCAAGAAAACGAAAUAAGCCCUUUUAUUCUCAGAAUGUAAGAUACCAUGUGCAUGGGAGCAAAGAAUCAGAGUUCAAACCUGGUUUGCCAAGUGACGAUUUACGAGAGGCAAUGGGCCUGAUGAGUAACCAGAUUCCUUCUUACAUUUAUCACAUGCGUGUAUUGGGCUAUCCUCCUGGUUGGAUGGCAGAAGCUGCCGUUGAAAGCUCUGGAAUCACAGUUUAUGGAUCUGACGGAAAUGUUGAAGCUGGUGGAACUUCUGAAGAUGGUCCUCCUGACAUUAAGAUUCAAUAUGAUCCUGAUAAGCUGGUUGAUUAUCCAGGCUUUAAUGCUGUUCUCCCCACUGAUUUUGUUGAUGAAGCAGAUAAACUAGGAUUUCCCCCAAUCCACUUCCAAGAUUUGAGAUGUGUACAGGAAACCUUUAUGGUGAAGCCCGAUGUGAGACCUAAAAGAAAGCGAGAGUUGGUUGAAAAUAGACCAUUUAAAGUACAGCGAUGUGAAGUUGAUAUGGAAAUGGAAGAAAACUCAGAUGAGGAUGCCAUUAGUCAAGACUAUGAAAAAUCUCUUUCCGGGUUCGUGCCACCUUUGCCAAUUGAAACUGUGCCACCUCCACCUCCAGAUGAUCCUCCCCUACCACCAGAGGAUGAAGCACCACCUCCACCUGUUCCUCCACCAGAAGAAGAGGAACCUGAACCUCCUCCUCCUGGUAUGGAAUCUCCCGUCCAGAUUGAAAACGAUACACCGAGUUUUGUGCCACCUCUUGGCUUCAAUCUGAAUUCCAACGACGGAAUCUCGAACGAAGCCAUUUCCGGAACAUCUUCUCCUUCUCUUACGGAACUGGAAGAGAUGAGAAAGAGACUCGUCAUGGAACUGACUGAACAAAUACUGGAUGAAGACACCAUGACCGACGAUGCUCUCCGGGACAAUGCUUUGGAAACCGGCCUCAACGUAGCUCGGGAGAAAAACUCUGCUGCUAGCAGCCCGUCUUCCCUGAAUGAAGAAUUCGUGGCUCUAGAAAGCAGCAACGACAUGUCGAUUGUCAGCGAAAUCAGUGUCCAUAGCAAGAGUCCGUCUCGGCCAGAAUCUCCCGUUCAGACCUCGAAUAAAUUAGUGAGGUCCGAGAGCAGGACUAGCCAAUCCAAAUUCAUGACUCUGGGGACACCUUCCCUGUCCCGUCACAGUUCUUAUACCAAGCUUCCCGACUAUGAACUUUUUUCGAAGGAUGUCACCUCGCACAUAAAUUUUGAAAAUCUUCCAAAUUCUACGGGGACUUUCCAAAGAAUAAAAGGGGUUUUAAAAAAAGUGAAAGAAAAAAUGAAGUUUCUUUAGAUUUAUUGGACUAAAUUUUAAUUAAAUUUUUAUUUUUACAAAUGCUCAACGUUACCUGACAGUCAUUGUUUCAGUGCAGAAAUGAUGUUUUGUGCAUGUUGUUUAUUAUUUAUGCAAUUUUUGUUAAGUUGUAUUUAUUUUGUUAGAGUACAAUUCGCAUAAACAUAAUGAAUAAAAUCAUAUUUUUUAUAUGGUAGUUAAUUUUUUUUCUGAAAUUAUAUUU
This is a messenger RNA of Uloborus diversus, 2017 nucleotides long. Its product is annotated as zinc finger CCHC domain-containing protein 8 homolog. The coding region runs from base 439 to 1794 and encodes 451 amino acids. The transcript has 12 exons. Gene Ontology annotation, molecular function: RNA binding. Gene Ontology annotation, cellular component: catalytic step 2 spliceosome. NCBI's taxonomy places the organism in Eukaryota, Metazoa, Arthropoda, Arachnida, Araneae, Uloboridae. The record is from RefSeq and is a predicted model, not a curated record.